AUACUGAGAGAGUAACACUUAGUUCAGCCUGAUACCAGACGGACUAUUCACUGGAGACAUAGCGGUUGGAUUCGCUUCACAUGAUGACCUCAUUUUCUCAGUGAAUAACAUGAUCCAGGCUUCUGAACCUCAUUGUACUCCUGGUUACCUGAAUCCCAUGCAAAACCCGAAUGACGCGAUAUCUAUGCAGAUGUAGGCGAGGACUUGACACCGUCACAUCAAUACUUGGAUUGUGAGGGAUUGUGACAGAUUGUGGCCGUCUACUUUCAUGUACAUAUAUGCAGUGAAUGCAAUCACAGUUCUUUGAACAAGGCACGGAUUUCGUUGAAGGUCUUAUUAUAAUGUGCAUAUCAUUAGUGGAGUAACAAUUCGAUGUGAUUGUUUUGCGGUUGUAUUCUUUUCACUAACUAUGGAAUUAAGUUUUUUAUUCCGUGCGAUACUUACAGCUGUGUGCAUGGGAGGACUGAAAUGCGUGGAACUCAAGGACAACGGAUAUGAACUUGUAGUGGCAAUACACAGGGAUAUCCCAGAGAAUCUCGCCAUUAUCUCGCAGCUGCAGAGCAUGUUUACCUCUGCCUCGGAGUACCUGUACACCACAACCCGGAAGUACACUUACAUAAGAAAUGUGACCAUCUUAGUACCAGACACGUGGACCAAAGAUCCAAGCUGGACAGACGAAGGGGAGAUAACCUUUACUGAUGCGGAUGUUAGAGUCGACUCGCCACAUCCUACAUGGGACAAUACUCCCUACACGUUCCAACCAGGGCAGUGCGGGGAGCCUGGACGUUACAUCCUUCUGACGCCCGACUAUGUUCUGGACAAUGGAAUCAAUCGUGUCCUUCACUAUGGCGAUGCAGGUCGUGCUCUGGUCCAUGAGUUUGCUCAUCUACGGUUUGGAGUCUUUGACGAGUACGGCGUUCCCGGUAGCGACGUCCAUCCAGUUGGGUAUAUCGACGAUACGUCAACAAUCCUUCGCCCCACCGCUUGUUCCAACGACAUCAAAGGUGACUUUGUCAAUUUCGAAAAGGACGCCAGCUGUUCAUCGGUCAGCACCGCCAAGCUACUGGAUGAAGGUUGUGUAUUCCUUCCAAACUCUUACAUGAACAAAGCCACGUCAUCCGUGAUGUAUGCACAAUUUCUAAAGGAGGUGGUCAAUUUCUGUGAAAGCAACCCUGAAAGUGGUCGUAUGGAUUUGAAGCAUAACCCAAAUGCACCAAACAGGCAUAACAAAAUGUGCAAUGGAAGAGGGACAUGGGAUAUCAUCCGGGAACAUGCAGACAUAAAGGGACGUAACCCUCUUGACGUUACCAACCGAAACCCACUGUUUAAUAUUGUAUACCGUCAAAAAGAAGCAGUUGGCAACACCACGGUUUGCGGGCGAAGAUUUGUAUUCGUCUUAGAUCUCUCGGGCUCAAUGGCAUCGAAUAACAGAUACUUCAGACUCCGUCAAAUGGCUGACAAGAUUAUCCGAGACGUCCUUCCUGAGGGAACUGAGACAGGAAUCGUUGUCUUUUCAUCCUCCGGAAGAGUGUGGUCUCCCAUGGGAUUCCUCACAUCUCCCUCAGACAAAGAUGCGCUUGCUCAGGGGCUGCCGCAACUUAGAGACUUCGGGGGCGGCACAGCCAUCGGAAGUGGUCUUCUCGAGGCUGUAAAAUUAUUGGAGUCCAACGGUAAAUCAGCAGCAAAUGGGCGGAUAUUUCUCAUCACUGAUGGGGAACAAACCGUCGCACCUUCUGUACAAGAUAUAUGGACAGACAUCACAUCAAAGAAUGUGGUUGUCCACACUCUCGCCUACAGUGACGCUGCUGCAGCGGUACUGCGAUCCCUGUCUCAAGUCACUGGUGGCCAAUAUUCCUUCUUCGACGAGAGUACGAGUUCCACAGCCCUUGAAGGAGCAGCGGAAAGGCUGCUUGAGGAUGUCAGUGUCUGCGAACAGGAAGUAGAUGCAGCUGUUGAGAUUGACCGCCAUGCGAUAAGUUUGAAUUCGACGUUGUCAACGUACGAACGGAAUAUCUUGAUUGACUCCACCAUCGGGAACAACACACUGUUCGUCUUUACACUUUCGAGAGGUUCUGAAACAGAGGUCAGCAUUAAAGAUCCUUCAGGGAAUGUCCAAAACAUGGAUUCACUAACAUACAGUAAGGACGAAUCUCUCAACAUCAUCCGGUUCCUCAUUCCGCUGGCCCGGACAGGGAGAUGGACGUAUAAACUGAAACGUGGUGCAAACUCAGUUGAGUCCGUUGUGGGUGUGGUCAAGUCUCACCCACGUGUCGGAGCCCUGCCCUAUGAGGUGGAGACGUGGAUUAGCUCAAAAGAGUUUAACUAUUCAAGAGGCAGCGGAGUUGUUGUGUAUACGUACGCCCACCAAGGGUAUGCUCCAAUCAUCAGAGCCAAGGUUGACGUCACUGUGUCCAGAGCAGGAGAAGCUCCCUUCAAUGUGAUCCUGAGGGACAACGGACUGAUCCCUGACAACACAGCAAAUGACGGCGUUUACAGCAACUACCUGCUCGGCUUCAAGUCCAACUCCCGUUACUCUGUGGAGGUGAGGGUGGAGUCGGUGGACGGACAGACUGUCAUCAUCAAAGCUGGAACCGCCCUGUCUGGCAGAACACUAUCUGUGUAUCAGAAUAACUCAGCUCCAGUGAUCUACCAGCCGGUGGACGCGUUCAGCAGGACAACAUCCCCUGGAGCAAUAGAUAUCCAAGGUUAUGACCCCUUAGUGGAUCAACUAGAUCCGGGUCGGGUCACUGACCUUGACAUCGGCAUAGUGAACAGAGACAGCAGAACAAUAGCUAUCACUUGGACAGCCACUGGGGAUGAUCUCAAUGUCGGCACAGUUGCAAAAUAUGACGUCAGAGUAGCAAGUUCUUUUGAUGAACUUCGUAAGAAUUUCAUAGCCGCCUACGAACUAUCGAGCAGCAACGUUUUGAGUGGCAGCCUCACCGCACUUCCGGCAGGCUCGCAACAAACGGUACAAGUCGCGUUGCCUAGCAGCCAGACAAAUAAUUUCCACGUCAUUGGUCUGAGAGCAGUGGAUGACGCAAACAGAACUUCAUCGAUAUCAAAUCUGAGAUCUGUAACAUUUCAAGCAAUCACAAUUCCACAGCGAACUACGACAACGACGACAACAACAACAACCACCACGACACAAAGGACAGAGAAUACUGAAAAGACUACGAGGCGACCUAGUAUCACCUUUACACCAUCAAAUAACAACUCAUUGCUUUUUGGGAUUGCAUUUGGAGUUGGGGCUGCAAUUAUCAUCCUUCUCAUUAUGAUCAUGUUUAUUGUAUGUGUAAUGCCCAUGCGUGAUAAUGUUUCUCGUAAGUCUGAGCCUGUUUCCAAUGUUACUAGUGUAGCACAAAUGGUCCGCUUAUCUAAGGCGCCACGAUUUGCUAGGCAGAACUAUUAUCUCCCUUAGCCGUGCAGGAUCCCGUUUUGAUUUGUGAGAAAGAAAGCAUCGUAUGAUCGCCACUACUAUAGAUACUUGUGGGUUAAGUGUAACAAAACCUAUCCCACAUUCUUUCCAAACUGAGCUGACAGUCCCUGAUGGAAAUGAAAUAUUGUUCAAAGAGCGUUUUAUCCACUCACUACUUAUGUACUCCUGAAGGUUCUGUUUGAUUGCUGCUCGUAGCAUUGCUGGCAUACCAUGAUGUAAAGCUGGCACGACAACUAGAAAGACACGAUAUUACACAAAAUGUAAUCAAGAAAUAUCGAUUAUACUGACUAAAUAAUUAAUCCAUGCACCCGCAUUCUAUAACCAUGCAAAUAUUGCUCACUAAAACAACUGGUGCUAAGUACAUGUACAUAUAUGAUUGAGUAGAGAGUGUUGGCGUGAUUCUCUAGCAAGCUGCUGCUGCGCUCCUUAGUAGGGAUUUAAAACCCAAAUUUUGUCUUAUUUCCAUCGCUGUCUGUGGUUUGUCUGAACCAUAGCGUGUUGAACACGGCCACUAUCAAAGUAUACAGCUUUUAUCACCACUGGAAGUUUCCGCUUCAAGAGUUUUGAUGAGGUUUUCAAGACAAACGAUGAAGGUGACAGACUGUCAUGAUCUUGAAACACAAGAAUAUAACCAACAUGUGAUAGUGGCAGAGCACAACGUAGGCAAUGGUAUACUUCAUUAUUUCGUCUGUCAAAUGUUCUUUGUUUUCAUGUGUGUCCGUUUUCUGGAGAGAGAUAAAUCAUCUUUCUGAAUGAGAAAUAAUUAUGCUGGAACAACUCACCUGCUCACUCAUGUCAUCAUUAUCAGUCAGGAAAGGGAAACAGAAAGCGUGUAUGUAUUUCACAUAAGCAAGGUCUACACUUAACACGGCAACAAUGUAUGAAGAUGAGAUAGAAAUAAGUAAGGUACUUCUCCGGUGGCCAUUGACUUGCGAAUACCGAAAACGUCAUUUGCAAGAAAAUUAUAUAGUUUAGUAUUUUGUUGGCAUGUGAAGUAGCAAACCAAACCA
Molecule: messenger RNA, 4449 nt
Organism: Haliotis rubra (blacklip abalone)
Lineage: Eukaryota; Metazoa; Mollusca; Gastropoda; Lepetellida; Haliotidae
Product: calcium-activated chloride channel regulator 1-like
Exons: 15
Coding region: 410-3421 (1003 amino acids)
Source: RefSeq, a predicted model, not a curated record